Molecule: messenger RNA, 1569 nt
Organism: Guyanagaster necrorhizus
Lineage: Eukaryota; Fungi; Basidiomycota; Agaricomycetes; Agaricales; Physalacriaceae
Product: AMP-binding protein
Exons: 7
Coding region: 1-1569 (522 amino acids)
Biological process (GO): secondary metabolite biosynthetic process; amino acid activation for nonribosomal peptide biosynthetic process
Cellular component (GO): cytoplasm
Molecular function (GO): phosphopantetheine binding
Source: RefSeq, a predicted model, not a curated record
AUGGACUCGAGGAUCUUCAGCGCCGGUGUUCGCUAUCUUCGCUACGUAAUUUUCGCUGUUCUGGGACAGUAUUUUUUCACAACACGCGCCCAGUCGUACUCUUACCACCGCGUCCCCGAAUUCGAGAAGGGGGAAAAGGUAUCUGAAAAGAUACCUAGUCUUCCGAUCACAUCGAGGCACAGUUUUGGCGUAGAAGUGCAUACACCGUUCAAGUGUAUCCACCAUGCUUUUGUGUCUGUGGCACGAGCCAAUCCCUCGCAGAGAGCUGUCAUUGAUCACCAGGGGAAUUCCAUAUCUUAUGCCGACCUCAACCAUCUAUCUUCCCUCCUUGCGUCGUAUUUAAGAGCCCGUGGUGUUUGCCCAGGAACUCUUGUCGCCCUCGUCGCCCAGCGCUCUAUUGCUCAGGUAGUCGCCAUCUUUGGAAUCUUGCGCGCUGGCGCGGCAUAUAUUCCGUUGGAUGGCGAUAUCACCAAGGAUGAUACACUUAAAAGCAUCAUGAAUGAUGCAAAGCCCGCAUUCGUUCUGGUGUCCAAAGGAUGUAUCUCUCGCAGGAACCUACUCUGUCAUCCCUAUGGAUGCAUUGAAGACAUACUUCACUCCAUCAAAGAUGUCCCUGUCGGCCCGGUUGAAGAUCUCUCUCAAAGCUCCGAUACUGCCUACAUAAUAUUCACAUCAGGCACCACCGGCAAGCCUAAAGGUGUAAUGGUUAGCCAUUCCAAUGUCACUAACUUACUCUCAUUAUCGCCGGGGAAUUUGCACAUAAAACCAGGGAUGAAAGUCGCCCAGCUCCUCAAUAUAGCCUUUGAUAUGUGCGCAUGGGAAACUCUAGGGUGUCUGAUAAAUGGCGGGACUUUAUACUUGCGGGGUCCCCGACGGGCAGAUUGGAUCAAGGUCAUGAAGACGGUAGAUAUCAUAGUCGCUACCCCGUCUAUUCUGCUCCCCCAUGAUCCGUCCGACUUCCCCAAUGUUCGAGUGGUUGCUACGGCUGGAGAGCCUUGCCCCCAAUCAUUAGCAGACAGGUGGGCUUUUCAAGCGACGUUCUACAAUUGUUGUGGACCCACGGAGACGACGAUAGUUAACACGAUGCAUAAACACGUUCCUUACACGCCCCUCUCCAUCGGUAAGCCGACAGCGAAUAACAGCGUCUACAUCCUGGACGAGUUCCUGCAACCCGUUCCUUUCGGGACUCCUGGCGUUAUGAUGAUGUACAACACUGGCGACAUCGGAAAAUGGAGAGAAGACGGUUCACUCGACCAUUUGGGUCGCGUCGAUGAUCAAGUAAAGAUCAAAGGUUUUCGCGUAGAGUUGGAUGGUGUCAGUGCAGCUAUGCAAUCAUGCCCCGCAGUUACGGGGGCAUGUGCAGUAUUGAUUGGCGACGAGCUCAUAGGGUUCUUCACGCCUUCAUGUGUCGACGCCAAGAGCGUCCAGGAAGCUGCUUGUCAGAUUUUGCCCUGGUAUUCCGUUCCCUGCAAGUUCUUACCGGUUCCCGCGUUACCUUUGACCAAAAACGGCAAGACAGAUAAAGCGGAGCUCAAGAGUAUCGCACUUCGUCAACUAGCAGGCCUGUAA